AUGCCCUACCUCAAGAAGUUGCCAAUGGUGCGUGCCAAGCUUGAAAAGGAGGUGCAGAAGACCAUGACCGAGUUGAGGGCCAAGUUUUCCAAGGACUCGCAGAAGUGCUUGGCACAGGGCAGCUGCGGCUCAAACCUAGACCAAUCUCAGGGAAGCGGCAUGACCUUCACCGUGUCGGACUUGCUGAGCGAUAUGGAAUGGGAACACCGCGCCCUGGUUUGCACCUGUGGCAUGCACCGGAGUUUGCUGUCCCUGGUGCGCCUGGCCACAGAGGCGCUGCCGGACACAGACCCGGCGGAGGAGCUGUGCCGGCAGCUCUUAGCGCUGCUGCCAGGCGAUGCGGCGGUGAUGCUGUCGCCCGCCAUGGGGCGGCCGUACGCGGUGGCGGUCAGCGGAGAGCCCAAGGUUGUGGUCUGGCUGCUGCCAGAUCCCACGGACGUGGACUCCAAACAGACCACCUUUGUGAAGGGCGAGAAUCAAGACGAGGUCUUCGAGAAGUUGUACAAGCUCACUCUUCCAGAGGACCUCACAGAUCCGUGCACCUCAUUGCCCAGCAAGGGCAUGGCCAAGGAGGACCUCUUGAAACUCCUGGACCACCGGAAGGAGCAGGACAGUCAGACCUGGAUGAAGGGCAAGACAACAGGUGCGGUCUACCACGGCGGUCAGGAGCACUACGACUUCAUCGGCCAAGUCUUUGCCAAGUGGGCCUUCUGCAACCCUCUGCAUCCGGAUCUCCAUCCGGCGCUUCGCCAAAUGGACUCCGAGGUGGUGCAGAUGGUUAUCAACAUGUACAACGGCGGUCCUGAUGCCUGCGGGGCCUUCACCACCGGCGGCACGGAGAGCAUUCUCAUGGCCAUGAAGGCGUACCGCGACUGGGGCGCCGCCAAGGGCAUCACGGAUCCCAACAUCGUGAUGUGCACCACGGCGCACGCUGCCUUCGACAAGGCGGGAAAGUACUUCAAGAUCAAUGUACGGAAGGUGACGCCGGACGAGGACAUGGGGAUGGACCUGAAACGCAUGGUGAAGCUGAUGGACGCCAAUACCGUGGCCAUUGUGGGCUCCUGCUGCCAGUACUGUCACGGCACUGUGGAUCCCAUCCAGGAAAUGGGCAAGAUCGCCCUGAAGAAGAAGGUUGGUCUUCAUGUUGAUUGUUGUCUUGGUGGCUUCCUGGUUCCUUUCAUGGAGAAGGCGGGCUUCGACAUCCCGCCCUUCGACUUCCGGGUGCCGGGGGUCACGUCCAUCUCCUGCGAUCCCCACAAGUACGGCUUCGCGCCGAAAGGGAGCUCCGUGGUGAUGUUCGCCAACAAGGAGCUGCGUCAUCAUAUGUACUGCUACCUCAUCGAUUGGAGCGGGGGCAUCUACGCAACACCCACCACGACCGGCUCUCGGCCUGGGGGGCCGGUGGCCGCCACUUGGGCCUCCAUGCGCAGGUUCGGGGUGGAGGGCUACGUGGAGACCACGCGGCAAAUUGUGGGCGCCACCCGGAAGAUCGCAGAAGGUGUCAAGGAGAUCGACUGCCUGCGCGUGGUGGGGCGACCGCUGGUGUGCGUCGUUGCCUUCGACACCACGCCAGCAGCAGGUUUCAGCUGCUAUGCUGUGGCGGAUUGCAUCAAGCAGCAGAGCGGAUGGGAGCUGGCGACAUGUCAGAACCCGCCGUCCGUGCACCUGGCCUUGACGCUGCCCACCGCCAAGAACGCUGACCAAUUCCUGGAAGAUUUAAAGGCCGCCGUGCAGACGGUCAAGGCGGACCCCCAGCGUUUCAACUCCACCGCGGGCUUGUACGGUAUGGCCGCCUCUCUUCCCACGGACUUCUUGGAAGACGCAGUCGGCGCCUAUCUGGAUGCCAUGAGCGAGGCUCAUGAAAGCGGACCGAAGGUAGCCUUUUUGCUUCUGGUCCAAGACCUGCCGGAGAUCUCCUGCGAACCGGACAACUUGGCGCACGGCCUGGGCACUUACGUCCACCAGAACGGGACGGUGUAUCAGGGCCAGUUCCGCAACGAUUUGCAGGAUGGCUUCGGCACAGAGAGUUGGCCGGACCAGUCCAAGUUCAUCGGGGAGUUCGCCCGGGGCAAGAAGAGCGGCAGCGGC
This is a messenger RNA of Effrenium voratum, 2088 nucleotides long. The record is from the annotation of a GenBank genome assembly. Lineage: Eukaryota; Dinophyceae; Suessiales; Symbiodiniaceae.